Scatophagus argus is the source of this 3851-nucleotide messenger RNA. It is a transcript of the gene syngr2b, whose product is annotated as synaptogyrin 2b. NCBI's taxonomy places the organism in Eukaryota, Metazoa, Chordata, Actinopteri, Scatophagidae. Gene Ontology annotation, cellular component: neuromuscular junction; synaptic vesicle membrane. The record is from RefSeq and is a predicted model, not a curated record. The transcript is spliced from 4 exons. The coding region runs from base 151 to 891 and encodes 246 amino acids.
GUCUCUCUCAUAUUAGUCAAGGGGAGCUGCAGCACGGAGAGGGUUGGCUGCCGUCCACGUUUUGGUUUAGUCGAAGCUGGUAGGCAGUCGUGUUAGGUCGGUUCAGAGUCGCACGGAGAGCUCCGGAGGAAUCGUCUGAACGGGAGAGACAUGGAGGAGACGGGCGGUCCAAGUGCGUACGGGGCUUCGCUCGCAGGAGGAGGCUUCGACUUCUACAAGUUUAUCCGACAACCGCAAACCAUCGUGCGCCUGCUGAGCUGGAUAUUCGCCAUGGUGGUGUUUGCCUGCAUCACAACAGAGGGAUACAUCAACCCUCCCCACACCUCUGAGGCAAAGUGCAUCUUCAACCAGAAUGACUCGGCAUGUCAUUAUGCUGUUGGCAUUGGAGUGAUUGCCUUCCUGGCAUGUGUGGCCUUUCUGAUCUUGGAUGUUUACAUGCCUUUUAUGAGCAACGCACAGGAAAGGAAGUAUGCUGUCAUGGCAGACCUGGGAUUCUCAGGGGUGUGGACCUUCCUGUGGUUUGUGUGUUUCUGUCUGUUGGCCAGUCAGUGGGGUCGCACUCAUGACAUCAGAGGUGUCCCGAUGGACGCUGCACGCGCCACUGUGUCCUUCUCAUUCUUCUCUAUCGCCACAUGGGGAAUCCUGACCUAUUUUGCCCUGGGUCGUUUCCGUCGUGGUGUUCAUGAAGUUACCAUCCCAACCUACACGGAGCCACCAGAUCACCACACCCCCUACCCUCCAACCUAUGCACCCAGCUCCUACAACCCCACCACCUACACCCCUACCACUUACACAACCUAUCCUAGCAGCGUUCCCGACAUGCAGCAGCAGCCAUUCACCUCAAACCCCCAGCCGCAAGGAGACACUGGCUACCAGCCGCCCAAAUACUGAGACAAAGGGAGAUCGCAGAUAACAGGAAGGAGGGUUGGGGGUGGGUGGGGAGUGUUCCAGGUCAUCUUUUGGUAAAGCCUUUCACUUAGCUGCACUGCACAGACUUAGAGCUAUAUCAUAUUGAUGUGGUUUUACAUUUGAUUUAACAUGCAAGUGUUGUCAGAUUUGAGAACCAUAGCAGUGCAACUGCAAAGUUAGUAAUGUGGGACAUUGCAGUUUACGUUGUGAGGUCUGCGGUCAGAUCCUAAGACAUCAGGCUGACUGUUGAGAUUAGUGCUGAUGAUUGGGUAAUCUGACCAUAGACCUUUGUGCAGAGAUGCAACUUUUACCUCCAAUGGGCUGAUCUUGAAGGGGAGAGGUAGUUGUAAAGUACCCAUGAGGUUAAAGGUCACAUAAUGUGAUACCUGUGACAGCUCCAGUCAGAGAGGAAGAAACACUGAAUGUGUUCCUCUUUACUCCCUGUUGGAACCUGACAAUGUGGAUUUGUACAUAGAUUUCACUGUGCAAAGCUGCCAUUUUAAUGGUUGUAUGUGCCUCAUUUUCUUUUCUUAUUUGGUUUAGUGGAUAUUUCCCCUUGGAUGCAUUUGUCUACAAAAAGGUGAGGUGCAUUAAAUAAACAACUGAUUUGUGAGCGUAAGGUGGGAAAAGACCACUAUAAAACCAAAUGUCUGUGAUUGUUUUUUGUAAAACAUGGGCUUUAUGCAGCUAAAUGUGUGAACCACAAAAUCACCCCUGACAGAAAGUAUUGCAAUCUUUGUGCUACAGUUUAAUGGCUACUGUGCCCCCCAUCUCCAUUACCUGUGUUUUUAUAUUAUGAUCUCUAAUCAUAAUGUGUUGUUGAUGGUGACAUCAGAAACCAGAAAAACACUCCAUUUCUUUAACUCUGACUAUGGCAAACUUAACAAAUGUGAAAAUUGGCUACAUGUGCUAAUUUGUAGAGGAGUGUUGCCCUUUCAACCUGAAGUUAACAGUCAAAUAGAAAAGAAGGAGGAGCAUGUAGAUAACUUUACUUAUUGAACAGGUUUAUCCACCAAGCAUGAAGUGUAACUUAUUAACCAGCAACAUUGGGGUUUCCUAUUCAGCCUGUUAACUGAGAGGCUUCACACUUCCUCCGAGGACUUGGUGACAUUUAGUUCUCUGAACACUGAUGUUUAUCUCCGGUUUACAGGUUCUUUAAUCUAAACUGAUGAAGGCAGGCAGCAGCAGAUAUGUGUUUACUGAUGACAGAUGAACUCCUCAGCCUGCUAAGCUGCCCUACAAAGACAAAAUGCAGUAACUAUAUGUGUAGUCAAAAAUGACAUCUGUUUUGCUACAUAAAACCACUAUUAAAAGUGUUUUUAAUUUGCAGUAAAACUACAAAAUGGAGUUAAAAUUAAGCAAAAUUGAAUUAUCUGGGCUUUUACUAUGUAGUUAAUGCAUUCCAGCUUAGUAUUUCUUCCUGGACUGCAGUUAUUGUGCACUCUUGUGCCCUUGAGAGACGGUUAACAAGACAACUGAAGUGUGUUUCAAGUGAAAGUCAGCUUGAUAGUUCCAUGUGAGAAAUUAAAACUUAGUUUGUUUUCUCAGAGAUGUCAUCUGUAAAACAUCCAUUUUGAUGAACCAGCAUUUUGGUUAUUCAGUUCUUAUUCAUCAUAAUUAAAUGAUGAUGAAUAAAUAAGGGAGCAGCUAACUCAGUUCAUGAUUGGGUAUGGAAAAAAGUAUGUUAAACUAACAUAGUUAGCUUAGCAUAUCUCAGUGGCUAUAACCUUUGGACUCUUUGAACCUUUAAAUUACAUUAUAUAUUGAAUUGUAAAUUUGGGUAUUAUAUUAAUUUCAAUAAAAAUAAUAAUAAUCUGACAUAAGCUAAAAACAGAAUUCCCAUUAGCCAAUAACUGUAAAUGGUGGUCAAUUUAAAAAAAAAAAAAAUCAAAUUAGUUAAAAUGGAUAAGAAGGCUGAGAGAAGACAUUUUUGUAUGUUUGUGUUAAAAGGCAUUACCACCUUUCUGUUUUGCAGUUUGCCAUUCAGCCUGAAAACUUCAAAGCGUUUCUUGUCAAUGCCACUGCUUCUGUAGUUACUGCACUCUGCCAUUGUAGGGCGUUAUGCUGAGAAUCAAACACCUGUCCUCUUUGUCUGGAUCCACUUCUGGCUCAUGUAGGUCAGCUAAAACGACAAUCGUAACUUGGCUAAAAGUGGCAUAUUAUAUAAACCAACAACUGAAUGCAAAUAUAUUUAACAUGAAACUAUUGUUGUACCACACUGAAGACAUUUGUAUUUAUGAAAGGACACUGUUGAUCAUUAGAAAACCCAUGCAUAAUUUACUGUUAGCCAUAUAUGUGAAAGGCAAAAAACAUAGCUGUUGAUUUGUCAUUUGUGCUUUAAGGAGAGAAAUUAAACUUUAAAGGGUUUUUGGGGCAAAAAAGUGACCUUCAUUACUUAAGUUACAUUCAGGUCAAACAGCUGUGUAUCACAGCUGCCCUUGCUGUGCCUGAGCAUUUUUUUUUCUUUGUAAAAACUGAUUUUCAUUCUCUGGAAGAUCUAUUUAAUCUGCUCUUCAGUCAGCAUUUAAAAUCAAUUACCUAUAUUGAAUGAUUACAUCUUUUUUUAAUGAUGCCUUAGAAUUUCUUUAUUCUGUCCUAGUAUUGUAAUUGUAUCACAAGCCUAAAUGUUGACAUGAAACAUUGAUUUAAUGUUUUUAGUAUCACACUUUGAAAUAUGUCAAAUUAUUUCAUUUGAUAAUUACUUUGCAUCAAGCUCCAUGUUUUAGGUUUGUGACUACAAAUGUUUUAUACAAGCUGGCACUAAAGACUGGUUUGAUUUGUUGUUGUCUGUUUUUCCCCUCUUUUCCAGAUGCUAUAGACCACCGAGUUAUGAAUUUUCCCUUUUGCUUUCACCUUUUGUUGUAAUUUCAUGGCGUGAUGUGAGAAGCACAACAGUGAUUUACUUGAGACUUUUUGUUUAUGGAAUAAAAUUAUUCUCAAGA